This is a messenger RNA of Pseudogymnoascus destructans, 1907 nucleotides long. RefSeq lists its product as uncharacterized. The transcript is spliced from 2 exons. NCBI's taxonomy places the organism in Eukaryota, Fungi, Ascomycota, Leotiomycetes, Thelebolales, Thelebolaceae. The record is from RefSeq and is a predicted model, not a curated record. The coding region runs from base 233 to 1831 and encodes 532 amino acids.
CCUCAAGUGUCUCAACACACUCUAGUCCCACCAAAGGCUGACUGACGUACCUGCUCGAACUUGGUGAUGGAGGACAUAUAUUUUAUGGCCAUUCCUCCUAUAACAUUUCGACUCGAUAAAUCUCAGCCGGAAACCUCAUGGCGACGACGAAAUCACGAUACUAACCGCUUGAUCCUGAGACCUUGAAAAGAAGGACUCUCGCAAGAUCCUACAACCCACUGCACCAGCAGUCAUGAUAAACGACACCCGCCUCGAAUACAUCUUCAUCCGCACCUGCAUCGUCUUUCUGCACUAUCUCACGCCAGUCAGCAUCAUCUAUACGGUAUUCCUCAUCGCCAGUUAUAUCUUUGGAAUUCCCCGCCCUCACAUCCCACUUGCGAUAAACGUUAUCGCCGUCGCCGAGUCGCUAUUCUACCUCGUCGUCUUCCUCCCAUACAGCGCAUAUCUCCAGCGUGCGGCCGUUCACCCGCCCAUCCCCUCUCGGACAGAACGAAAGGCGCUGUUCGAAAAGUGUUACAAGUUCAUCCCAGAUCCAGACACCUACCUUGAUCGGUGGUUCCUGGGUGCCCCGCAAGAGGAGAUAAAGCACGAAAAUGUGAAAGAGUUUAUACAAUGGGCGUUCUUCAACCGCGGUGGGGAAGCUGGAGAUGAUGAGGAGGAGUUGGACGAGUAUGUGGCUGCAUACGAGACCUUGGUGGGGAGGAAGUUCGAGCCAGGGAGGGGCAAGGCCGAGAGUCUUCGCCUGACACUCGAUCCAAUAGACAUGCUACAUCGUAGUUUGGCUUGGUAUAUGUGCGUGGGCUUUGUCGACUUGCUCACCUACAUCAACCUCCUCCGCGCCGGGUUCCAUUUCCACCGCACCUGCCUCUCCCGCUUCUUCACAGUGUUCCCCUUCCGCCCACAGGCCGUCCUCACUACCAAGCGGUCACCCGCGAAAUACACAACCUACUGGCACCGUCCCCACACGUCGACCACGCACCUCCCAGUUCUCUUCAUCCACGGUAUCGGCAUCGGACUCUACCCCUACGUCCCCUUCCUCUCCGACAUAAACUCAGCUAAAGACCUUCCCUCCGGAGAUGGUUCGGGCGGCCAAAUCGGCCUAAUUGCCCUCGAAAUACACCCCGUCUCCUUCCGUCUGACGCACGCCCCCCUUUUGCCUGCCGUGCUAUGCGCUGAGAUCGCCUCAAUCCUCAACCAGCACGGCUACUCCCGGGUUGUGCUUGCCACGCAUAGCUACGGCUCUGUGAUUGCGACCCAUCUCCUCGCGCACGCCGAAACGGCGCCAAUGAUCGCGGAUAUCGUGCUCAUCGACCCGGUGACCAUCUUGCUGCACCUGCCUGACGUAGCAUAUAACUUCACACGGCGUCAGCCGCAGUCGGCGAGCCAGCACCAGCUGUGGUACUUUGCGAGCAUGGAUAUGGGGGUUGCGCAUAGUUUGGCGCGGCACUUCUUCUGGUCGGAGAAUGUGCUGUGGAAGGAGGCUGUAGAGGGCCGCGAUGUUACGGUCAGUUUGGCAGGGAGAGACUUGAUUGUUAACACCGAGUCUGUGGGCCGAUAUUUGGCAGAGGGAACGGAAGAUGUAGAUAAUGAGAGAGCUGUGGAGAUAAUGCCCGAUGUGAGCGAGGAGGGGGGCUUGCUGGUACAGGAAGGGUGGAAACAUAGGCCUUGGCGAGGGAAGGGAAUUGAUAUCCUCUGGUUCGACAAUUUAGACCACGCGCAAGUAUUUGAUACGCCUGCGACGAGACGACCUGUCUUGGAGGCUAUUCGAGCAUACUCCGCGAAUGGCGAUAAUGCUCUCGGAACAGCCACAGCUGUGGACGAGGGUGAGUAGACUUUGAUUAGACGUCUGCGUGGACAUCACUAGUUAGACGUAUGUAAGGGUAGACUGUUAAGCAAGAAUGCAAUGC